UGUAUCUCGAGAGCUUGAAGAGGGCGGACGUAUUGCAAGACGUUCUAGAAUUGAUGAUUUGCGACGAGCCAAACAGAAAGGGAAGAAUCUAGGACUCUGCGUUGCAUUGGAAACUGCCAAAGCAGUAACUUCUAGGGACCAAGAUUCCGACUCCGCCGCCAUCCCAGCGACUCCGCCACCCUCCCAGCGACUCCGCCACCCUCCCAGCGACUCCGCCGCCUUCCCAGCGACUCCGCCACCCUCCCAGCAACUCCGCCACCCUCCCAGCGACUCCGCCGCCCUCCCAGCGACUCAGCCGCCCACCCUCCGACAUCGCCGCCCACACACCGACCCCGCCGCCCUCCCAGCGACUCCGCCGCCUUCCCAGCGACUCCGCCGCCCACCCACCGACUCCGCCGCUCACCCACCGACAACGCCGCCCACCCUCCGACCCCGCCGCCCACCCACCGACCCCACCGCCCACCCACCGACCCCACCGCCCACCCACCGACUCCACCGCCCACCCACCGACCCGACCGCCCACCCACCGACCCCCACCGCCCACCCACCGACCCCGACCGCCCACCCACCGACUCCACCGCCCACCCACCGACCCCCACCGCCCACCCACCGACCCCCACCGCCCACCCACCGACUCCGCCGCCCACCCACCGACUCCGCCGCCCACCCACCGACUCCACCGCCCACCCACCGACCCCACUGCCCACCCACCGACUCCGCCGCCCACCCACCGACCCCACCGCCCACCCACCGACCCCACCGACUCCGCCGCCCACCCACCGACCCCCACCGCCCACCCACCGACUCCGCCGCCCACCCACCGACUCCACCGCCCACCCACCGCCCACCCACCGACCCCCACCGCCACCCACCGACUCCGCCGCCCACCCACCGACCCCACCGCCCACCCACCGACUCCGCCGCCCACCCACCGACCCUUACCGCCCACCCACCGACUCCGCCGCCCACCACCGACUCCGCCGCCCACCCACCGACUCCACCGCCCACCCACCGACUCCACCGCCCACCCACCGACUCCACCGCCCACCUACCGACUCCACCGCCCACCCACCGACCCCACCGCCCACCCACCGACCCCACCGCCCACCCACCGACUCCACCGCCCACCCACCGACCCCCACCGCCCACCCACCGACUCCACCGCCCACCCACUGACCCCACCGCCCACCCACCGACUCCGCCGCCCACCCACCGAACCCACCGCCCACCCACCGACUCCGCCGCCCACCCACCGACUCCACCGCCCACCCACCGCCCACCCACCGACUCCGCCGCCCACCCACCGACCCCACCGCCCACCCACCGCCCACCCACCGACUCCGCCGCCCACCCAUCGACUCCACGCCCACCCCACGUGCAAGCAGGAGGCAAGGUCGAUCGUCCAGGUGAAAAACUCACAAUAUGA
Molecule: messenger RNA, 1426 nt
Organism: Procambarus clarkii (red swamp crayfish)
Lineage: Eukaryota; Metazoa; Arthropoda; Malacostraca; Decapoda; Cambaridae
Source: RefSeq, a predicted model, not a curated record